AUGGAAAAAUUUCCAACAAAAUCUAAAAAUAUUAAUCAUAAUGAUGAUGAUACAUUAUCAUCUCAUUCUAUAAUUUCAAUUGAUCAAAAUCAAUCAUUAAUUAAUAAUAUUGGUCAUAAUUUAUAUCAAUUAGCUAUUAAACAAGCACAUGAAGAACGACAUCAAGCUAAAAAAAUUCGACAACAAAAUAAAAAAUCAUCAAAAAUUAUUCAACAACAAACAAAUUUAAUUAAAAAAAAUCGAAUAACAAUAAAUGAUAUUGAUCAUUUAUUUGAACAAAAACGUUUACGACCAUCAACAAUUAAAAAUGAUCUUAUGGAACUUUAUGAAAAAUCAACAAGUCGUAUACGUUCAAUGUUAGAUAUAAAAGAAAUUGAUCAUUUUAUUCAAACAACACAAAAUAGAAAAAAUCAAUAA
This is a messenger RNA of Rotaria sp. Silwood1, 417 nucleotides long. NCBI's taxonomy places the organism in Eukaryota, Metazoa, Rotifera, Eurotatoria, Philodinida, Philodinidae. The record is from the annotation of a GenBank genome assembly.